Messenger RNA from Helobdella robusta, 2262 nucleotides. RefSeq lists its product as hypothetical. The transcript has a single exon. The coding region runs from base 1 to 2262 and encodes 753 amino acids. The record is from RefSeq and is a predicted model, not a curated record. NCBI's taxonomy places the organism in Eukaryota, Metazoa, Annelida, Clitellata, Rhynchobdellida, Glossiphoniidae.
AUGGCUCUCUGGCUGGAGUUGAUCCCGAAUCUGCAGCGAACCUCCCACAACUCCGACCACUGCUCCUACCACCAACUCGACCACACCGACAACGCUUCCUUCUUCGAUGGGGCACUUACCCCCCUUCUAUGCCCUCCGCCCCAUCGUCACUAUGGGGACCAGAGAAUCAGAGAUGGCGCGGAUGAGUAUGCGUUCGAUACGGUUUCGAAGCGUGAAUACCGAUUGAUGAUGACGGCGAAACCUUUCAAUGACAUGAACAAUCGAGCCGAAUCCAAGCAAGAAAGAACUUCACCAAACAAACAUUCCAACUCAGAAAAAAGUAAAAUUAAAAAUGUGAAUAAAAACAACAACAACAACAAAGCGCAUUCUAUUUUCAGUAGCAUUACAACAUCAUUCCAACUGACCAACAAACACUCAAACAACAACAAGCACUCAAACAACAACAAACACGCAAACUACAACGCCAACCACUACAUCAUUGCCAACGACAACAACGACGACGACGAUGAAGACGUUGACGACGUUGACGACGACGACGACGACUUCUAUGACGACAGCAGCGACCACGCGGCACCAGUUCAACCACCACAAAACAUCAACAACAGCAACCAACAACGACACCACAACUUGCCUCUUGUCGUUGUUGUUGGCGUCGGUUGCGUGUUGUUGUCGGGUAAUAUUUUUCUAUUUAUCGCCGUCUACUGUCAAAAAAAGAAAAAAUCUCGAAGAAAAAACGUGAGCUGUGACGGCGACAUCUUUGGCCACUCAGUCAAUAAUUAUUCCUACUUCCAGCCAUCGAGUUCCCAACUACAAGAUGACUUGUUGAACAACAACAACAACAACAAAAACAAUAACGGCAACAAAAGUAACAACAACAACAAUAAUAACAAAAACAACAACAAUAAAAACACCAACAACAACAACAAAGUUUUGACGAGCGAUAAUUUAUACAACUGCAAAAAGGAGCAUCACUCGUCGAGGCUUGUGACAACGACAAAUAUUGACGAGGAUGAAGAUGAAAACGGGUUCAAUAAUGACGUUUGUGAAGAUGUCGAAAGCAAAAGAGACGAUGUCGACAAUCUGCAACACCAGAUACAACAACUGCAACAACAACAACAGCAGCAGCAACAAAAACAUCAUCACUGCUCUCAGCAACAACUGUCUCACUCUUCUCAAGGCAACUCGACAACAAUCACCACACUUCCGUCCAAAAGGUAUUCUCUCAUUGGCUGCUGCGACAACGUACAACAAUACAGCAAAAACAACAACCAAGCUUAUUUCACCAUCAGCAGUUGCGUGAACAGCAGUAUUAAAGUAAACAACAACAACAACAACAGUAUUGAAGCACCAUUCCCACAUAACAACAACAACAAACAGUUCAGCUGUAAAGUAAGCGAAUAUUUUCAUCACUCACUAUCAUCAUUGUCUGCGGCGCAAUCUGCAUCGGGUUCCCCUGUGAUACAACAACAUCAGCAACAACAUCAACAACAGCAACAUCAACAACAGCAACAUCAACAACAGCAACAUCAACAACAUAUGUACAAAAACAAACCAAAACCUCGCUACUUCAAGCCACACUGCAGUCAACAGCAGCAGCAACAAUUCGCAACAUCAUCAAGCAUCGCAACAACUUUCUCCACAAGGCCCAACGACCAGCCUAUCAUGUCAACACUUGAUACAAACUUAACACUGUUGAACGACAACGACUGCAGCCACAACCUCAGCAAUACAUUGGCGUCGUCGGCUGCAACAACAAAAACGAACUUCAACAGUGGCAGAAGCCGAAUCACGGAAACGGAAAUAGAUGGUGACAUUUUGCUUGACAACAAUUUUAACAAAAAAAAUUUUAGCAACAACAGUUUUAAUGAAACCAACGCCAACAAAGUUGAGUUAAAAAACUCAUCGAACGACUUGAAUGUUGACGAUGGCGACGAGGACGGCGAUAUUAUAGAAAUAAACUUGACGACGAACUCAAAUGCUAACAGUUGUUUCAGCGAUUUAACUUCACUAAACUUAAAAAGGGCUGAUGUAAAUAUCGACAACAACAACGACAAUGAUAAUUUAACCUCUCGUUGCCAACAACAACAACAACCUCAAAAUUUAUUACAAACAUUUCAACACCAACAGCCACACCCGUCAUCUUUCAACAGCAUUCAGCAGCAAUCACCGCAGCACCAGCAGCGGCUACAACAGCCACACCAACAACCACAACAAUCAAAAUCAUCCUCACACAGACCAACGGUCUCUUUUGUAAUAGAUUAG